Molecule: messenger RNA, 1218 nt
Organism: Owenia fusiformis
Lineage: Eukaryota; Metazoa; Annelida; Polychaeta; Sabellida; Oweniidae
Source: the annotation of a GenBank genome assembly
GUUCCUUAUCGCAAGAGCCCAGAUUGUCAAUACAGAGGCUAGAAAAUGACAUCAGUGCUCAGGCCAUUGCACUGCCUUUUGCCUGGCAGGGAACGAAUAGCACUUUUACUUCUGAACCCUAAUAUUCAUCAAAUUAAAGAACAGUUUAAUGUACUAUGGGGAAAUGCUGUAUUCCGAGUUGCGGUUGAUGGUGGGGCCAAUUCCAUAUACGAUGCUGACAACUCCCUUGUUCCUGACAUUGUCACAGGUGACUUUGAUUCGAUAAGGCCUGAAGUUAAAGAAUACUACACUCAAAAGGGAUGUACAGUGACACAUACAGAUGAUCAAGAUUAUACUGAUUUCACCAAAAGUCUGGCCAUCACAACGAAACUCAUCAGAGAAAAAUCUUUAGAUGUAUCGUGUAUAGUAGCUCUAUUUUGCAUGGACAACCGACUUGACCACAUAUUUGGCAACAUGGUAUCUUUGUACGAUGCAAAGCAAAUGACGGAUCUGCCUGUUUAUACAUUGGCUGGAAAAUCUCUAGCUUGUUUGCUUAGUAAGGGAAAACAUACCCUUGAAGUAGAUACUGGUAUUGAAGGAGAAUACUGUGGCUUGAUUCCACUUGGCAAACCUUGUCACGUGACAACUACAGGGUUAAAGUGGAAUCUCCCAGUAGGCGACGACCCACUGCAGUUUGGAGGUUUAGUGAGUACCUCGAAUGGGUUCGAUGGGUCUGGAAUGGUUACCAUAGAAACAGAUAAUCCAUUACUCUGGACAAUGGAGACAACUUAGCAUUGUUUCAGAUAUAGGCAUAUACUCCAGUAUAGAAAUUUGAAAAUCCAGCAUUAACUUUUGGAGAGAAUGAUGAUUUCUUGAACAAUGGCUACUUCCCCAUGUCAGUGCUCUGUCUCUUUAAAUAAUUGAGAUUACUCCAAAGUUCAAACUAGUGUUGCUCGUGUAAAAAGUUGGUAUCUCAUCAUAAUGAAAUGAAUUGGGAUUGUUCGCUAUGGUGGAUCAGAUUCUAACAUGAAAUUAAGACCCACCAUAGCAGACAAAGAACAUUAUUUUUUGCAAAAAAUAAAAGGAACCUGCAACUCUACUAACACUCACUAAGUAAAUGCUCACUAAUACUCAUUAAGUAAAUACCCACUAAUACUUCCAGAAUUAUGAUGAAAACAUAUUAUGUAAAUAUUAUCACGUCAUCAUAAUAUGGUGAUAUUAAAAAGUUAAAAAGAAAAA